Molecule: messenger RNA, 959 nt
Organism: Parathielavia appendiculata
Lineage: Eukaryota; Fungi; Ascomycota; Sordariomycetes; Sordariales; Chaetomiaceae
Exons: 2
Coding region: 195-833 (212 amino acids)
Source: RefSeq, a predicted model, not a curated record
GGGAUUGGACAGCGAUGACAUUGAAGCCGCGACACAAACGACACCCCUUUCCAGUCGCUCUCCACAAUCACUCCACCUGACAGCAGCAAGAAGCCGAGCCGGCCUGUACCUUGCAACUUGAACUUCCGAAGUGGCCUCUAUCUUGAUUGGUAAUACACGGUAACGUUACGGUAAGUUACUAGGCAUAGCAAGGAAUGCAAGAACCGGCGCCCAAGCCUUCAAAAGAUCUGCGCUGUCACCUCAGAAAGUUGCGGCACUGUUUACUGUGCGGGCACAGUGACCAAACAAGGCUUCUAAAGCCUCUGAAAAUAUUCAGGACGAAUCUUGUUUCCAAUUGGCUUCUCCACGUGUUACGUGCAGUGUACACCGUCGUCAACGGGUCUCGAUCCAGCCCGCAGCCCAAGGCUCGGAUAGGUGAAGCAAAAUGCUUUCUUUUUGCCCCUGGCAUGCGUUUCAGCUUGUCCAUGAGGUCCCUGCAGCCAGCAACUCAAACCCGUCAUCAUCAGGCGCAGGCGGGUGUCUCUCGAGUUCUGACUCCGAGAGACCGACGGUGUUUCCGGCCUCGGCUCCCACACACUCCGGCCGGCUCUCGCCCUGCUUCUGCAAGUUCUGCAGGUCGGGACAGAAACACAAGGGACCGGAUCUUGUGCCCUAUAGGCCGUGCUGCAUCUCCGUAUCCAGUCCCUGGUCCGAUGUCGAGGCGGGGAGCUCGCCCGGAUCAGCCCAAAUGCGGGGGCAGCCAGAGCCAGCUUCUCCAUACAAAACAGACGGUUGUUGGUAGGGGCUCUCUAGAUCGCGGCGCCUGGUCCUCUAACUUUUUGAUGAUCCUCUGACGCUAUAGAGAUAUGCCUUGAGCCUCCAAGAUGCCGGGAUUCAAUCAUCACCCCACAACCUCCCCACCUGCAGUUCAGCUGAGGUACCCAACGUGCCCAGCCGUCCUCCGUACCUGGAAGUAUCCU